Messenger RNA from Solanum lycopersicum (tomato), 6910 nucleotides. NCBI's taxonomy places the organism in Eukaryota, Viridiplantae, Streptophyta, Magnoliopsida, Solanales, Solanaceae. The record is from RefSeq and is a predicted model, not a curated record.
GUUCGUGUCCAGCCCACUACUAGGAGCGGACGAAUAGUUUAUGAAGUUUAGAGAGAGAAAAACAUAGUUUUUAGAGAGAGAAAAUUUGGGACGAAGGAGCACGAAGACGAACCAAGAACCUUAUUUUACUCAAAAAACACAUACGUAUUUACGUCAAUUUAGGCACCUGUUGUCUGUAUAAGCAAGGGUGUGUAUCGUAGGAGAUUGAAAUGGCUUCACAAAUUCUAGGGCAAAUAUCUUUUGCUUUGAAUUGACGUAUUUUUCAUCAAAGAAAAACCCUAGAACCAACUUCAGGCUUGACGCAUUGGUAACCUUACCCGCAAUUCCGGCACAAUUGAGAAAAAGUUGGACGGGAUUGAGGCUGCUGGAAUAGUGCCUUAAGUUCAUUAGUACAAAAGGAAUUUGAUCAAGGCUUGUGCUGAUGGAGGGAAAGACCCUGUAGCUUUUAAGGUGGGAAUGCAUGGAUGUGGUGCGGAAUCUGAUCCCAUAGCCAAUGCCGAGGUUGACCCCAUGGGAGGAGUUUUUGAAGGUGGAGUUGGUAUUGGUAACAAAACUGCUCUACGGAGAUCACCAAUCGAUGAGGUUCAAAAUAAGCUUAGGCAGGAGUAUGAUUUCCUAGAGGAAAAGAGAAGAGAGUUAGAAUUUCUUGCGCAAGGUGGUGAUCCACUGGAUUUCAAAUUUGGGAAUGCUACUUCACUUAGUGUUCAGUCCACUUCUCUGACAGAUCAACAUCCAGAUCAGUUUGUGACCAGUGAAGCAAAAGGUAGUUUUGCAAUUAAUGCUUCACCUCAUGGAGACUCAGUUGAAAGUAGUGGUCGACUUGGGGCUCCUCAACUUUGUGAACCCAACAGUGCUGACAAUCUCAUGCUAUUUGAUGGUGAAAAUGAAUUCAUUGAAGGUGUUAGGUCCUGUAGACACCCCAGUAAGAGCAAUCUUACUCCGUCUGAGCAGUCAUCUAAGUUGGAUAGAAGUCGAAAUGCAAAAGAAUUGGGCGUUUCUGCUGCUUUUGGCGUCCCUAGAAAAGCUUACAAGCGAAGACACAGGCCCCGGUCUAAUGGAGAUGGCACUAGAUCAAGUACCACUGAUAUAAUUCUAGCUCGUGGUGGUCAUAGCACAUCUUUGCCUUCACAACAUUUUACUGAAGAUGUUAAAGGGCUAGUUUCUGAUGGUGAAAAUCCAAAAGACCAGAAAUCUUCUUUGAACAUUUCACAGCCUUCUAUUCCAAAUGGUUUUAUGCCUGUGGAAACUCCGUCUUCUGAUAAUCAGCUGGAUUCUGAAAUACAUGGCGUUAAAGCUGCAGAGGCAACUACUUACUUGAAGAAUGAGGAUCUGGCGCAUAGCAUUCCUGAAGCUAGUGCUUCCAGAGAUUUGCUGGAUAACCAACAUGAUCAGAAUUCACUCACUGGUGUCGAGGAAAUGUCUAUUCUGGAAGGUCUAGAAAAGCCUCAAUCAUCACUGGGAAAAGAAGGGGUAGGUUCUGCUGGUCAGGAAGGUCACUUGUGUACAGCUGCAGCAGAGCUUGAGAAUCAAGCUAGUAUCAGCAAUUUAAAUAGGUUAAGUCGUGGAAAGAGCGAGCAGAAAAGCCUACCAAUUGAUGUUCAAAGCAGUGGUGCAGCAUUGGGCACAAAAGGUUUAGAUUCAGAAUCUUCUCGCACUCAGGCUAUCCAUAGUCUGGAUCGAAAUACUAAUGAUAAUGAGACGUUUACCAACCCAACAAACUUAGACUCAAAUGGUGACUUGAAGGAACAACUGUCGGUGCCAGAGGGAACACCAGUUAUAGAAAGCAAUCUUAAAGAACAGAAAGAGGUGAAAGCUGAUGACAGUUGUGGUUUCACUAAUGAGAUAUGCAAUUCUGGUCCCAAAAAUCAUCAGAGUAAUUUUAUAGAUACGUCACAGGACGAAUUUGCUGGCAGUAAAUCUAAUUUGCAGAGUGAGGUAAAAGAUAAAAUUACCACCCAAGUGGAAAAAGUUGCCCCAUCUUCAUUAGAAACUGAGAGGAAACCCUGUACAAACUCAAGUGAUAGUUCCAACUUUCAAAAAGGAUAUGCUUGUAUUGUUGGCCGUAAGGGUUCGAUUGAGUCCAGAAUACCCGAGCCAUCCCAACAUGUAUCACCACAUGGAGUUUUAAAUCCUUCCCCUGAGGCACAAGCACCUGAGAUCAACCUUAAACUUGCUACCCCGGGUGAUGAAGACUCAAUCUUGAAAGAGGCACAGAUUAUAGAGGCAAAACGUAAAAGAAUUGCAGAGUUAUCUGCUGUGGCCUUUCCGUUGGAGAAUCGACGGAAAUCUCAAUGGGAUUAUGUACUCGAGGAAAUGGUUUGGCUGGCAAAUGAUUUUGCACAGGAACGUCUUUGGAAAAUGACUGCAGCGACUCAAUUGUGCCAUGACGUUGCUUUUACGGCACGGUUACGAUUCCAAGAACAAAAUAGCAGUUGCAAGCUAAAAAAGGUAGCCCAUAUUAUGGCCAAAUCAGUCAUGGGUUUCUGGCAGUCGAUUGAGGGGGGAAACAAACAACUGGAGCUACCAAUUUCUAGAAAGGAUCACGAUCUUGCUAUUAGGGAAUAUGCCAUGAGAUUUCUGAAAUACAAUGACUCUGAUGUUCGACAAAGCCUUGCUGAAGCUCCGGUGACUCCAGAGAGGGUGUCUGAUGGUGGAAUUGUGGAUGUGCCCCGGGAAGAUCAUUUGGGAGAAGAGAACCUCUUCUAUGCUGUCUCAUUUGGAGCAAUGGAAGCCUACAGAAAGUCUAUCGAAUCUCAUGUGCUUCACCGUGAGAAAACUGGUAGUAGUAUGCACGAAGAGGUGGAGACAUCAGCAUACGAUACCAUUCCAGACUACGCAUUUGAAGAGGAUGAAGGAGAUUCAAGUCCAUAUGAUACAUCAGUUGCCAUUGAAGGUAACAAAUCAUCAAGAUUUUCCCAGAAGAAAAGGAAGAUCCACAUUAAGACGUAUAGUGGAAGACCAUAUGGUGUUCGCGCCGAUGUACCAUUUACACAGCGUGCAGAAAACAAACUUGGUACUCAUCAAUCUAUGCAACUGGGAAAAAGGCCAUCUAACAAUCUUAAUGCGUCUAUUCCAACAAAGCGUAUGCGUACUGCUUCUAGGCAAAGAGUUCUUAGUCCUUACAGUGCUACAACAUCUGGAUGUGCUCAGUUGCCAAUCAAAACUGAUGCUUCAAGUGGCGAUACCAGUUCAUUUCAGGAUGAUCAGAGUACUUUGCAUGGGGGAUCACAUAUGCCAAAUAAUUUGGAAGUUGAGUCAGUGGGAGAUUUCGAGAAGCAUUUACCAUUUGAUUCCGCUGAAGUUUCAAAACCUAAAAAACAGAAAAAAGUGAAGAUUCUGGGUUCUGCUUAUGAACAGCGAUGGCAGGUUGAUUCUAAUUUUCAAAACGAGCAGAGGGAUUCUUCAAGAAAGAGAUUGGAGGGCCAUCAACUUGAUUCGAACGGUAGUAAUGGUUUAUUCGGCCAGCAUGUUGCAAAGAAACCAAAGAUGAUGAGGCAAUCACUUGAAAAUUCUUUUGAAAAUGUUGGCCCUGUUGGUGGUUUUGUUCCAUCUCCAGCAGCUUCCCAGAUGAGUAACAUGUCCAACCCAAAUAAACUCGUGAGAAUGCUUAGUGGUAGGGAUCAGGGCAGGAGAGCCAAAGCUUUGAAGAAUGAAUUUGAUAUGCAGAUGUCUGCUGGCCAAGCAGGUUCAGGAAGUCCAUGGUCACUAUUUGAGGACCAGGCACUUGUUGUCCUAGUGCAUGACCUGGGUCCAAAUUGGGAGCUUGUAAGUGAUGCUUUCAACAGUACUUUACAAUUCAAGUGUAUCUACCGCAAACCAAAGGAAUGCAAAGAACAACACAAAAUACUGAUGGACAGAAGUAGUGGUGAUGGUGCUGAUAGUGCUGAUGAUUCAGGAUCAUCUCAACCUUAUCCUUCAACAUUACCUGGCAUUCCCAAGGGAAGUGCCAGGCAACUGUUUCAGCGUUUGCAGGGGCCAAUGGAAGAGGAUACCCUUAGAUCUCAUUUUGAGAAGAUGAUCUUGAUCGGGCAGAAAUAUCUUUUACGAAAGAAUCAGGGUUAUAAACAUGAUCCAAGACAUCUCCAGCAACCACAUGAUUCUCACACACAUGCUCUUUCACAAAUUUGUCCAAACAAUCUGAGUGGAGGACCUAUUCUUACACCUUUGGACCUAUUUGAUGAUGCACCCUUGCCUAGUCCAGACUAUCUCUCUGUUGGAUGCCAAGGUCCGCGCCCAGGUGGAUUAUCUAUUUCAAGUCAGUGUGCAUUGAACUCAGUGCUCCCAGUGGCUGGUGCAAACUUGGCAGUCCAGGGUUCCUCCAGUAUGAUUGGUGGAAACAACUUCCCGUCAUCAUCAAGUCCCCUCAAUGCAUCUGUUAGGGAAGCUAGAUAUGUUCCUAGAUCUGCAUCUCUUCCAGUUGAUGAACAUCAGCGACUGCAGCAGUAUAAUCAAAUGAGAAAUAUGCAAUCCAAUAUGUCUGCUCCUGGAGUUCUUGCAACCACUGAUCGUGGUGGUGUUCAUACGCUUUCCAGUGGCAACAGCACGGGCAUGAUGGGUGGGGUUAAUAGAAGUAUUCCAAUGGCGAGGCCUGGGUUUCAAGGAGUUGCAUCACCGCCUAUGUUGAAUUCUGGAAGCAUGCUUUCCCCUGGGAUGGUAGCACUGCCAAACAGUGUGAAUAUGCAUUCUGGAGUGAGCUCUAAUCAGGUGAAUUCAGUGAUGAGACCUCGCGAUGGUUUGCGCAUGAUGCGGCCACCACAGAAUCAGGAAGCUCAGAGGCAAAUGAUGGUUCCUGAGCCUCAGCUGCAGACCUCUCAGGGAAGCAGCCAAGUGGUUCCUCCAUUUGGUGGGUUAAGUUCCUCUUUUCCCAACCAGUCUGCCUCUCCCGUUAAUCCAUAUCCACUUCAUCAUCAGCAAUCACAUCCCAUGUCUUCACAGCAGCCACUUAUGCUUAGCCCUCAUCACCCUCAUCUUCAAGGGGCUAAUCAUGCCACCAACUCUCAGCAACAAGCUUAUGCAAUUCGAUUAGCUAAAGAGAGGCACCUGCAACAGCGACGGUUGCAACAGCAACAAUUUUCCCAUUCACAGCCCCAACUACCUAUUUCAUCUUCUUUACAAAACAGUCCGAAGACCACAUCACAAUCUUCUCUGCCAGUAUCAGUUUCUCCUUUGACAUCCCCCACCUCAAUGACCCCAAUGCCUCAACCUCACACAUUGCCAGCUCAUGGGCAUGCACGGACUGCUCAAACUGCAGGCAGCAGUCUGACUACUCAGAUGAGCAAGCAAAAACUACGUCAGACAGGGCGGCAGCAGCUUCAAUCAGCAGGCAGGCACCUUCCUCCACAGCGGCCGCAGUCACAAUCACAGCAACAAGCUAAACUAUUUAAGGGAGUUGGCAGAGGGAACAUGACGAUGCACCAGAACUUGCAGGUAGAUCCUUCUCUAAUGAAUGAGCUUUCUAGCAAUCAGGCGAAUCAAUCUGCUGAGAAAGGUGAGCAAGCUACUAGCUUGAUGCAAGGUCAUGGACUAUAUUCUGGGUCAGCACACGGUCCUGUCCAGAUUGGAAAACAAGCUAUGGCACCUCAUUCUUCAAGUCAGUUGCAACAGCCCCAGCCUAAGAUUUACUCUGGCCAACCAGCUCCAUCUACUAAGCAUCUUCAGCAGGAGAUGCCUUCUAAUCCGGGUAAUAGCAAUCAAAAUCCUGCCUCAUUGGCUGCCUCAGAUACCAAUUCAUCUCAGCAAUCUGUUCCGUUCUCAGUCUUAGGUUCUUCUAACCACCAAGCCUUGGUGCAUCAACAGUCACAGGUGCAGCCACAGCCAAAAUUGAUGAAUAAAAAACAAGCAACUGUACAACGAGUUUUGCAGCAGAACCAUGUAGUAAAUUCAGAUCCAUCAAAGAAGUUGCAAGCUGGUGAAUCUCAAGCUGAACAACGUUCUAUGUGCAAAACUUCUCAGAUAGGUGUAAUCACCUCAAUGCCUCAGGAGUGCAACAAUGCAACUAAUGUCGCAGAUGCUUCAACCCUGAACAAUAAUCAGUGGAAGGGUACAGAACCAUUAUUUGAUUCAAUAGGGGCUCCCCCUACAAAUUCUGCUGGCAGUGAGUCAGCGCCUCAAGUUAGCCGAGGAGUAAGUCAAAGAAGAUCUUCAGGCAACUUGUCUCCAACAGGGCCUGAUAAUAGUGUCAACUGGCUACAAAAAUCCUCCCAAUUGCAGCCUUCUUCCCCAGUGACCCAGCCACAGUUACAGCAGCAGCAGCAGUUAUCACCAUUGCAACAGACUCAGGUUCUGCAAGCAGGGAAUAGCAGUUCGUUUGCUAGACCCAAUGACUGUAGACUGGAUUGAACUGUCCUCAACAGAUAUGGAUGAUUCCUAGGUGGCUAAUUAGUCCCUGAAUGGGCAGCAUGCCUGGGAAACAGCGGUGUACAGAUGAAGCUUGUUAUCCCCGAGGGCAUCACUUCAUGGCAAGUUGGUGAAUUUUCAAGGUUUAGCAGUACUAGAUGAACGGCUGCUAUUUUUUUUGGGUUUCUGUAUAUUAUUGUUGCCCUAGAGCCUCAGGAAGGUAGGGACAGAUAUAGAGGUAUAUGUACAGGGUUUCACUUUAUCUGGGUUUUCCCCUCUUUAAACGUUACUUUUUUCAUUUUCGUAAAGCCCCUAGCUCCACCUGCUCACCCAGUGGUUCCUGUUUGAUUUUGCCCCAGUAGAUCAUUCCCAUGUAUCAUUGCCCGUGAAUUCAAGGGGGUAGUAGUUGUCAUUUUUAUGGCCAAAGGCUGUGGGAAAUUUUGUGAAUACUAGUCUUUUGUAUUUGUCAGAACAGUCACCAUACAUGACUGCAGCUUCGUAGUAGCCUCCCUGAUUCUUGUAAAUUGUUCUUGUUUGCAUUUUGCAAAUCUUUAUUGAGAUCCAAUUGCUGCUG